Molecule: messenger RNA, 1062 nt
Organism: Paramormyrops kingsleyae
Lineage: Eukaryota; Metazoa; Chordata; Actinopteri; Osteoglossiformes; Mormyridae
Source: RefSeq, a predicted model, not a curated record
UAAUGAAGCUGAUGCCGUAAGGAAAGCAGGGCCUGAUGCUGGAGAUAAUGAAGCUGAUGCUGUCAGGAAGGCAGGGCCUGACACUGGAGAUAAUGAAGCUGUGGAAGGCAGGGGAGGGCUGUCCGGUGCUGGUGCACGGCUCAGAGGGCACCGACACCACUCUGCUUCUUACCACCCUGGCCCAGCUCAUCCUCGACCCUCGGUGCCGCACCCUACCUGGCUUCCUGGCCCUGCUGGAGAGGGAGUGGGUGCUGGCUGGACACCCUUUCCAGCAGCGCUAUGCCCAUUCGGCUUACUCGCACACCCGGCCCAGGCAGGAGGCCCCCGUCUUCCUGCUGCUACUCGACUGCGUGUGGCAGCUUCAGCGCCAGUUCCCGCUGGCCAUGGCCUUCAGUGAGCCGCUGCUGCUUCAUCUGGCCCAGGAAGUCUACGCUUCCAACUUCGGCACCUUCCUCUGCAACAGCGACGCUGAGAGGUGCUGUCAGGCAGUAAAGGAGAAGACGCACUGCCUGUUCCAGUUCCUGCUGAGGCCUGAGGAGAGGGAGCACUUUGCUAACCCCCUGUACCAGCCCACGGAGCUGGCCAUCUGGCCGUCUGUGUACCCAGCGUGUAUACAGCUGUGGCAUGGUAGGCGGCAGUGGCAGAUUAACAAGCUCACGGGCCCCUUUUUCUGCCCCACUACGCAAAACCAUAGAAUUAACUAUAAGGCUAUUAAAUAUUAGUAACUAUAGAAUUAUUUCUACAAAGUCAAAGAGAAUGUGAUGGUGCAUCAAAGGAGAGCUAUCACAUCAGAAGACAAACCAGCAAGCUUAAACUUUCACCUUAGUCAUAUGCAGCAACCAGAAAGAGCAUAACAGAGAUGUCACUGAAUAAACACAUCUCAGUAGUGGCAACUUUAAAACAUUACACUCUCAUCCAGUGCGUGUCAACUGCAUCCACAAUGUGUGCUAAACAGGCAUUUACCAUAGUGGAGAGGCAAAUUGCACAGCAAAGUUUGUCUUUGGCUAAUUCAAUUCAAUUUUAUUUAUAUAGCGCAUUAUCACAACAUUACAUUGUCUCAAU